GUAUUGGAUUGAGAAUCGAUCAGUUAUAUUUAAUGAAUUCACGCCGCACUACGUGAACUCCACAUUAUCUACAUAGGAUACCACCGUCGGACCUACUGCAGAGAUGUGGUCAAAAAUGUUGCUGUUAAGUUUAAAUAUUUACAUUCUACUGUCAAUAGUGGAUGGCAGUAAAAUCAUUUUUUUGGAUACUGUGGUGAAGAAAAAUCCUAUUAAUGAGACCUUAGCUAUGAAUGAAAAUGGAACUAUGAACGAAAUCGGACUCAUGAGUUCUAUGUUUAUAGAAAAAAUGACUAAUGAAACUAGACCUAUGAAUUCUAUAUUCCUAGAUAAAAUGACUAAUGAAACUAAUGCACCAACAAAUAAACCUAUGCACAUAAAUACAAUAAUGAAUGAAACACUUAAUAUGAAUGAAACUAAUACAAUGAAUGAAACUAAACCUAUGAAUGAAACUAAACCUAUGAAUGAAACUAAACCUAUGAAUGAAACUAAACCUAUGAAUGAAACAAUUCAACAACACGUACAAAACUCAACUUCAAAGGCAGACACAUUGUCUAUAGGUUUAUUAGAUGCAACAUUGAAUAUUGACAGAUCAAUUGAAAGUUUACAAUCACAUAGCUCUAAUCAUGAUCACAAUAUAGUUAUAUCUCCGAUAUGUAUAGCAGCUGCUUUGUCACUUGUCCUUCUGGGAGCUCAUGGUGAAACUAAAACAGAAGUUGGUAAAUUGUUUGGUUAUGAUGAGAUCACAACAAGCCAUUUAUCUGACAAUAGUAACCAAAAUUUUAAGGAUUUGGGAUUAUUAUUAAAUUACUUUCAAGUUAACUCUGGUGAAAAAUUGGGCACAGAAGUUAACCUAGCAAAAGCAAUAUUUGUUCAAAAUGGUUAUAAUAUUACAAAAAAUUUUAUAAAAGCAGCUGAAGACUAUUUAAAAUCCAAAUUGAUUACAGUUAACUUCAAAUCAGACGGAGAACACACAAAACAUAUUAUAAACCAAUGGGUGUCUAAUCAAACACGUGGAAAAAUCAAUGACAUAUUGCCUGACAUUCCUUCAGCUGAUACCAAGACCAUUAUUGCAAGUGCUUUAUAUUUCACAGGCGAAUGGGAGAACCCAUUUUUUAUCAACUAUACCAGAAUAAAACCAUUUUGUUAUGGAUUAAUCACUGGUGAUAGAAAAUCACCAAGACCAAACAAAGAUUGCAUAUACGUCCCAAUGAUGGUUGGCAGUAGUGAAGUAUUGUUUCAUAAAAAUGAAGGACUAGAGUUUAAAGCCAUUGGGCUACCAUAUAAAGGCAAUCAAUUUAUAACAUAUUUUUUGCUUCCCGACACAAAUGUCAGUUUAAGCAGUGUAGUAGCUAAAAUGAACGGAAAAACAAUCAGAAACAUAACUAGAAAUGCUAGACUCACAGAACUCACAUACUUUGUGCCUAAAAUGACUCUUAAGUCUUUGACCAACCUACGACCAGUUUUGCAGAAUUUAGGAAUUAACAAAAUGUUUGACCCUUCAAAGGCUGAUUUAUCAAAUAUGGCCACAGAUCCAGGUUCUUACAUUAGUGACAUUUUACAUCAAGUUGAAAUUGAUGUCAAUGAAAUUGGUACCGUGGCAUCGGCAGCUACUGUAGUAACUAUCACAAGAGGAGGCCAGACUGUUUUUAAUGUAAACAAGCCAUUUAUAUUUUUUAUUCAUCAUGUAGAAAGUGAUACGGUAGUAUUUUGGAGUACUGUAUAUAAGCCUACGCCAUAUUCAUUGACACCACCAAAUUUAAAUUCUUUUAAAAAAACAUAAAUCCCUAUUAGUGUAAUUUGAAAUAUUUUUUAUUUUUUUUAUUGUAAUCUUGAAUACUUAUACAAAUAUAAUAAUAUAUAUGUUAUGUUACUUCACAAAUGAUCA
Messenger RNA from Myzus persicae (green peach aphid), 1885 nucleotides. Its product is annotated as leukocyte elastase inhibitor-like. The record is from RefSeq and is a predicted model, not a curated record. Bases 104 to 1780 code for a protein of 558 amino acids. NCBI's taxonomy places the organism in Eukaryota, Metazoa, Arthropoda, Insecta, Hemiptera, Aphididae. The transcript has 7 exons. Gene Ontology annotation, molecular function: serine-type endopeptidase inhibitor activity.